GCGAACCAGUCGCUAACCCAGGCUGAAUUUAGCUCCUCCCCUAACAUACAAAGAACUAUGCGCCAGGGAAGAUGGAUCUCUUCAACAAUACUUCCUUGACACCAAUUACUACUUUCCUAUUAGACAAACUUGUGGCGCCAUCAGGAUGGGUUCCCGAGGGGGGAAAAAAUGCAAAUAGAUGAAUUUAUGAAGAGCAAAAGGCAAAUAUGUGGAGGUUCACUCAAAGAUAUUUUGAAUGAAAAGAUUGAGCUCAAGAAUCUUUGGUGUUUUUUUUUUGGUUUAAAGUAAAGAAUGAAGGGAAAACACCUUAUCUGAUUCCGGUGGCAGAAGUGCGAGUUUGGGGAGAUGCAUUGGUGUGGCUUGCAUGACCUCAUGGAGAAAUGAGCUAAUUGUUGGCUCUGGUCGCUUGCUUAUCUUUGGGUAGUUCAGGCAUGCCUUUUUCCCUUCCUCGUGGAGGAUGUUCUGGACUGUUUCAGGGUUUCUUUUGGGUCCAACUUUUUAAAGCCUUUCCGUUCUCAUUUCUGGCUCGCCGUGCAGCAACUUCAGAGCUCAAACCUGCGUCAUUAAUUGACAGCUAGCAUGUGCUGACCGCCAUCCUUUUCCAUUCCCGCCCUGCACUCUCUCUCUCUCGUCCCGCCUCACUCAGCUCGCGCACGGCGCUGUUUUGGUGGGUGUUGCCAUGGCAGCGCGUGGUCAGAAAGAGGCUUCACACACACACAGCAUCUUGUAUUCUCUCCACAGAGGGCCGCUGAGGGGGAGGGACGCACAAAGCAGCCCAGGGGACACUCACUAGCUAGCCUCCCUUCUGUGGACUUUUUAAUUAUUUUUCCUCCUAAAUUUUGAACUACUUCUUUGCGCGUGCGCUUUUCAACGCAACCAUUUGGUCAGGAACAAAAUUAGGAUUUUCCCUCAUAUUAUGCACAGCAAUGGAUACCGACGGCUCCGUGAUUAGCACACGAGCCGAGGAUCAAUCCUUCCAUGUCCGCUACAGGAUGGAGGUGUCCUGCCUUGAGCUGGCGCUGGAGGGCGAGCGCCUCUGCAAGUUGGGCGACUACAGAGCCGGCGUAUCCUUCUUCGAAGCCGCCAUCCAGGUGGGCACGGAGGACCUGCAGGUGCUCAGCGCCAUCUACAGCCAGCUGGGCAACGCCUACUUCCACCUGCACGACUACGCCAAGGCGCUGGAGUUCCACCGGCACGACCUCACCUUGACCAGGACCAUCGGGGAUCUGCUCGGCGAGGCCAAAGCCAGCGGGAAUCUUGGCAAUACACUGAAGGUGCUGGGGAGGUUCGAUGAGGCCAUGGUGUGCUGUCAGAGGCACUUGGAGAUAGCGAGGGACAUCAGCGACAAGGUGGGUCAGGCGCGAGCUCUCUACAACUUUGGCAACGUGUAUCAUGCGAAAGGAAAAAGUAUUUGCUGGAGUGGAGCAGAGCCUGGAGAUUUCCCAGAAGACGUUAUGGCGGCGCUGAGGAAGGCCUCGGAAUAUUACGAGGCAAACCUGGUGCUCGUGCAGGAGCUUGGUGACCGGGCCGCCCAGGGUCGAACGUACGGCAACCUGGGUAACACUCACUACCUGCUGGGGAACUUUCGCAACGCCGUGGCGUCUCAUGAGCAGCGUCUCCUAAUAGCAAAGGAAUUUGGUGACCGCUCCGCGGAAAGACGUGCUUACUGCAACCUGGGCAACGCUUACAUCUUCCUCGGAGAGUUCGAAGUGGCCGCCGAGCAUUAUAAGAGGACGCUGCAGCUGGCGAGACAGCUGAAGGAUCGGGCGGUGGAGGCUCAGGCAUGCUACAGUUUGGGCAACACGUACACUCUGCUGCAGGACUACGAGAGAGCCAUCGACUACCACCUCAAACACCUCAUCAUAGCCCAGGACCUCAAUGACCGGAUUGGCGAAGGUCGAGCGUGCUGGAGUCUGGGAAACGCCCACACUGCACUUGGUAGCCACGACCAGGCUAUGCACUUUGCUGAGAAACACCUGGAGAUCUGCAGAGAGACCGGAGACAGGAGCGGCGAGCUGACGGCGCGUAUGAACGUCACAGAUCUGCAGACGGUCUUAGGCCUGAGCUACAGCACCAAUAACUCCACCCUGUCCGAGAACAUCGACGACAAGAUGCAAGGGGCGAGGCCGAGGAUGAGCAGGAGGCGCAGCAUGGAGAACCUGGAGCUGAUGAACCUCACGCCUGACAAGAUGAACGUUCAGAAGUGGAGCAGCGACAUCCUGAGCAAACAGAGCAAGCCCAACCUCAUCAAGGGCUCCUCCAAGUUGUUCUUUGUUAGCCGUCUGCGCGGGAAGAAGUUCAAAGCCGGCGGAGGUUCCAGUAAGGUCCUCCAGGACGCCAGUAACACUCUGGACAGCGGCAACGUGCCCCCACACGGGGCACAGAAGCGAUCCAGUCCUGACAUGCUCGGGGACGAGGGCUUCUUUGACCUCCUCACUCGCUUCCAGAGCAACCGCAUGGACGAUCAGCGCUGCUCCGUUCGUGAGAAAGGCAGCAGCCUUUUGUCGCUAAACGGCGGCUCCCACUCUCCGCCCAGGAUCAUCAGGAAAUCCGUUUCUGAUUCCGCCAAUGUGUCCGGUGCUCAAGGCCGGCGGGUCGAGGACUCCUCGGUCGCCGGCGGGAGCCUGCCGGGUCUCAGGCUCAAUCAGAACACCAACCAGGCCGUGCUCAACCACCUGAUGGCCAAUGCAGACAACGCCGAGCCCGACGAAGACUUCUUCAACAUGCUGGUCAAGUGCCAGGGAUCCCGUUUGGACGACCAGCGCUCCGCACCUCCUCCUCCUCCGGCGCGUGGGCCCACGGUACCGGACGAGGAUUUCUUCAGCCUCAUCAUGCGCUCGCAGGCCAAAAGAAUGGACGAGCAGCGUGUCACGUUGCCCUCCACCGCGGCAAAGACCAACGCUGCCUCCAACUGAACAAAGCACUUACGUUCCCCAAGGACCCCCUUGAAAGGUGGGGUUUACAAUACCUUUCAAGUUCAAA
This is a messenger RNA of Hippocampus comes (tiger tail seahorse), 2982 nucleotides long. Its product is annotated as G-protein-signaling modulator 2-like. Gene Ontology annotation, molecular function: GDP-dissociation inhibitor activity; G-protein alpha-subunit binding. Gene Ontology annotation, biological process: establishment of mitotic spindle orientation. The record is from RefSeq and is a predicted model, not a curated record. Gene Ontology annotation, cellular component: cell cortex. NCBI's taxonomy places the organism in Eukaryota, Metazoa, Chordata, Actinopteri, Syngnathiformes, Syngnathidae. Bases 927 to 2915 code for a protein of 662 amino acids. The transcript has 16 exons.